AUGUAUUCGCAGUAUGGAACCGGCGGGAUGCCGCUCUACCCAUCCCAGCCGCUUUACACUACAUUCAUGCCGGCGAACAUAUCCGCGCCCUAUGGCCCAGGCGGUGCACCUCUGCUCCCACCGCAGCAGCUUGCUGGUGCGCUGCAGCCCAUGCCAACGCAACAGUACGGGGCCGCCGCACCUCCGACGUCUUGGGCCUUGACGAAGGCCGAGAAGAAGGAAUACGACAGGAUCUUUCGGAGCUGGGAUGCCUCAGGGAGCGGUUUUAUUAGUGGGCAGGUUGCGCUUGAGAUAUUUGGCCAGAGUGGGUUGAGCAAGGACGACUUGGCGCGUAUCUGGGGGCUCGCAGACGUCGAUGACCGAGGGAAGCUGAACCUGCAGGAAUUCUAUGUUGCGAUGGGGCUCAUACAUCGCAGGCUAAACGGAAUCCCCAUCCCGGAGCAGUUACCGCCUGAACUUGUUCCGCCAUCAGCCCGUGACCUCGAAGGGUCGGUUUCCUUCCUCAAGGACCUUCUCAAAGACGAAACACGUUCCCGUUCGCCUUCUAGUAUCGACUCUCCUGUCUCGAGGCUUAAAGAUCGUUCGUUCAAUGGCUCCGGCUCCACACUAAGCACAGGUAGAGAUGCUACGAUAUACAAGUACAAUGACUCAGAACCAGCUGGCGGUUUCUAUCAGCCUCGAUCUCGGCACGUCAAUCGCAGCGACGUACGGACUCGCGACGACCAAAGCCCGGCUUCAAAUUUAUCAGACCUGACGCGACGGCUUCAGAACACUGCUAAGUUACUCGAUCGUAGCGUUGAAGCAGAUGCGACGCGCACAUCUGAGGAUGACGCAUUGGAUCGUGAGAUGGCUGAUCUAGAGUAUCGGGCCAAACGGUUGCAGGACGACAUUGAAUACGUCUCACAUGGCCCAAGCUCUGAAGCCAAGAAUGAGGAGCGCCGGAGAUUGGAACGAGAACUAGUCGAUUUGUUGCAUCACCGUCUACCUGAGGUCGCGAAGAAAAUCGAAGCUAGAGAGGAAAGGCGAGAGAAGGAGAAAAGAGAGUGGCGCCAUCAACGAGAUAGGGCGAACGAGCGAAGUGGGAGGUUUGACUACGGCGAUGACAGGGAUAGGUACUCGUCCCGACGGGUUGAGGAAGAGCGCGAGAUGAAUCGUUCUAGAGGCGCCUACGACUAUGGUCGUGACCGUGAAAGAGACGACCGAGGAAGAGAUUAUGAUCGCGGUAGCUAUCGCAGAGACAGUCCUGUUGAUCGAUAUAAGGACAGAGAUGCGGAAGUGAGCAGGACGCGUACUCCGCCAGCGCAAGCCCGUUCCCCUCCCCCUCCUGUGACUACCAGUGCUCUAUCAGUUCCUCCCUCUACUUCCAGUCGGAGCACUCCUUCGCCAGCACCAACCAAGAACAUGACACCCGCAGAACGUCAAGAGUUCGCCCGCAACGAAGCCAAGCGCCGUAUUCAAGCUCGUAUGCAAGCGCUAGGCAUCAGCUCUCCCUCCACAGCAGCGUCUCCUACGGUUGACACUUCCGUUGAAGAGAGACUUGCUGAGGAGCGGAAGGAAGCAGAGGAGAAGGCUCGGAUUGCGGAGGAAAAGGCUGCUGAGAGAGAACAAUUGCGGAGGGAGAGGUUGGAGAACGAGAAAGCUCUGAAGGAGGGCAAAGUCACGCCCUCACCCGCCCCUCCAACCCCCACCCCUACUUCUACGGCCGCUCCUCCCAGGCCCACGCCUACUCAUAAGCCCACACCUCCGCAACCGAAGCCCCGCGCUCCUGCACCCCCACCGCCCAGGAAGGCCGCUGCCAGGCCUCCACCCGCGCCUGUUGCACCUGUUGCACCACCCGCACCAAGGCCUCCAGCUCCGCCUGUAGUGUCCACGGUAGAUCCGGAAGAAGAGGCCCUGCGAGCGAGAGAGGAGGCGCUCCGUAAACAACGUGAGGCACGGGCUGAGCGUAUACGUCAGUUAGAAAGGGAGGAGGAGGAGGCUCGGCUUGAAGAAGAGCGGUUCAAGGCAAGAAUCGCUGCUGCUAAGGCUACCCCAGUUGCAAGUCCGGCUAUUAUGUCUCCCCCAGUUGUUGUAGCGCCCCCGCCACCUCCUGCACCUCCUGCACCGCCAUCUCCUACACCACCCAUUCCCCCUUCGGUCACGCCACGGUCAACGGUGGCUUCUGCGGCCAGCACACCCAGCGUGGCAUCAAAAACCAACCCUUUCAGGAAGGAAGGUGGGGCACCAUCCCCCGCCGCCCUGCCGCCCACCAACGCAAGCAAUACGAAUCCUUUCUUUAGACCUCAAACUGCUCCUCCUCCUUCUGUGCCCACUCCCCCCAAGACGCCUACCCCUGUCCCUGUCAAGACUGCGUACCACACGGCCCCAGGUGAUAGCGAUGGGGAAGACUGGGAUGCGGUCAAGGAGUAUGAUGACGACGAAGAUAGUAGUGAUGACGAGAUUACGAAGUCAAGGGACACGAGAGCAAAGAUUGCAGAGUCUUUGUUCGGGAGCGGUGGCGGCGGCGGGAUUUCAAGACCUUCAUCAACCCCUGCAAUGUCUGCUGCGGCUGCUCCCAGGAUAUCUUCCCCGGCGCAGGUUCCUACCGCGCCUCCCCCGCCACCAGCACCAGCCCCGCCAGUUGCCCCACAAGCACCAACGAUAUCUCCGCCAAAUGCAGCACCUUCUGGGCCAGGAGACGUCAGUGCUCUUCUCAAAUCAAUCCAAGGUGGUGCGAAAUUACGCUCUGUCCAAACCGUCGAUAAAAGUCAGCCUAUGGUCUUGGGGAAAAUAUUGGGCGAUGAUGCUCCCCCUGCUCAUAUCAACGCCUCACCGCGUCCUGCGAGUCCCCCGGCGCUGCCGGAGACGAGUUCAAUGAUCCCUGUUACCGACGGAGGGUCUUCAAGAAGCACGAACUCCAAUAGGCAAUCCGUGGAUUGGUAUGCUGGCUUGGCGGCAGAUCAGGGACGAGGCGUUGACCGUUUACCCUCAACUACCGAAGAGGAUGAGGAUGAGGAAGUGGCCACACAGCAGCCUGCAUCUAUCCCCCAGAUAUUCGUUGACCUUCCUGUUGAUUCCCCUCGAGAUCCACUAGCUGACAUUGACAAGACAGUUGAGCAUCGAGUUCGAACCCUAUAUCCUUACACCGGAGACGGCGGCGAUGACUUAACCUUUGGGGAGAACCUCAUCUUGAUCGCUAACCCCUCCAAAUCGGGCGGUGACUGGUGGUAUGGAACCAUAGUUAAGGAUGGCAAGUCGGGACUUUUCCCAAAAACCUACGUCGAGACCGUUACGGCGAUCAAAGCCAAAGCCCUUUACGCAUAUGAAGGCAGUAAUUUAGACGAGCUGUCUUUCGACGCCGGCGACGAGCUCGUCGUAAUUGAUACCAUCGAGCCGGAGUGGUGGAAGGUGGAGAGCCGAGGGCAGGUGUUUGUGGCCCCUGCGUCGUACCUAGAACUUCUGGAGGGCUCAUCGUCAAGAAGCCUGCCAGACAUUUCUUCGCCAGUGCCAGUAGGCUCCCUGGAGGUGAGAGGUAGUGAUCCCAACGAUGCCGCGGAUGGACAGCAAGACAAUGAAUCAACAAGUGACGAGGAUUCCGAUGGGUCAGAGGAUGACCAAUACUAUUCAGCAUCUGACGGAACUGGAUCAGACGGUGAAACAGAGAGUUCUCAUGAACGCGAAGCUCGGGAACAUGAACGUCAGCUUGUUCUCGAGGCUGCUGGACUCAUUGUAACAAAAGAUGUUGAAUCUCCCCCUCCGCUCCUUCGUCGUCGUUCUACUCGUAGACGUCGCCCUCCCCCAGCUGCGCCGAGGAGGACCGAUUCAAUCACUUCCAAUAAAGAUCUCCCUGCUGUGCCGGCCGUGGAGCAUGAGAAUGACCCGUCCAUCCGAGUAGCUGAUGCCUUUGAUCGCUACGAACACUUCAGGCAGUCUCAUGGCGGUGUAAACAUGAACAGACUAUCUGUGGCAUCAACUUCUUCUAUGGACACUUUUAGUUCUCCUACAUCUACAGCAACUAUCUCCACGAGCCCGUCACGAGAAGGGGAAGGUCGAUCCUUCUCAAACUUCCUGCCUUUCAUAGGAGGUAGAAAGACUCCCGUUGAGUCCGAACGACCUGUCAUUUCUGCCCCUAUUCUACAACUCUCACCGGAUAGCCCUGCGAGAUCUCCUAGCCCAGCAUUUGGAACAUCAUGGGCCAGCCUCAUCGAUAAAACCGCCUUGCAAGGGAUUCCUCCCAACGAACGCAAGCGACAAGAGGCAAUUUUCGAGUUCAUCACUACUGAAUCUACGUACGUUCGAGAUUUACAACUGAUCGUUGAGGUGUUCUACUCAAGUAUGCUGCCUCUGCUGGAUACCAAAGCUGUGACCGUUGUGUUUGCGAAUGUGGAAGAUAUAUUACUCACCAAUACUUCCUUCAUGAGCGUGCUUGAAGAACGCCAGAAGGAAUGUCGUCUAUACAUCGACAAAAUUGGGGAUAUUCUUCAGUCUCAUAUGCCGAAUAUGGGCGUCUACAUGGAAUACUGCGUUAAUCAGGCUACCGCCAUUCAAGUUUUGCAGUCCCUGAGGUUGGCGAACCCAGAGCUUGCUGCUCACUUACAACAUCUUCGAGACGAUCCUGUUGUUCGUAAUUUAGAUUUGUCAAGCUAUCUCCUCGCUCCCAUGCAACGAGUUACGAAAUACCCCUUACUGAUACGACAGAUCCUCCAUCAUACCGAGGCCGCUGAGGAACGGGCGUCUGUUCAAAGGGCUCUAGAUAUCGCAGAAAGCAUCCUCAAUCAGAUCAAUGAAAGUAUACGGUAUCAAGAAGGGAGAGAAACACUGAAACGGAUUUCUCAGAACCUCUGGAUCGGACAAGGACGCCUUGACUUGACGGCGCCGACUCGGUACAUGGGGGAUCGGAGACUCGUGAAAGAGGGCAUGCUCACAAAGUCGAAAAGCAGGCGGAAGUUGCAGGUUUUCCUCUGUAACGACGUCUUAGUCCUGACAGACGAUGGUAUCAAGUCGCUCUAUCGGAUGCCGAUCCCCCUUGCGGAGGUCCAAGUCAGACACGCCAAAGACGAUGUUGUUUUCCAACUGGCCCUUGCAUAUCCAAGAGGCGGAGAGACCAUCGGCUUGAAGGCUAGUUCCCUUCGUGAUUGUCUCGUCCCAAAGAUUGGGUCCAAGUAA
Molecule: messenger RNA, 5145 nt
Organism: Pleurotus ostreatus (oyster mushroom)
Lineage: Eukaryota; Fungi; Basidiomycota; Agaricomycetes; Agaricales; Pleurotaceae
Exons: 18
Coding region: 1-5145 (1714 amino acids)
Biological process (GO): intracellular signal transduction; positive regulation of Rho protein signal transduction
Molecular function (GO): calcium ion binding; guanyl-nucleotide exchange factor activity; actin binding
Source: RefSeq, a predicted model, not a curated record